Molecule: messenger RNA, 1406 nt
Organism: Triticum aestivum (bread wheat)
Lineage: Eukaryota; Viridiplantae; Streptophyta; Magnoliopsida; Poales; Poaceae
Product: UBP1-associated protein 2B
Exons: 2
Cellular component (GO): nucleus
Molecular function (GO): RNA binding
Source: RefSeq, a predicted model, not a curated record
CAAUGCUCCCCGUGGAGAUCACACUUGUCCUCAAGUUGUGUUUGCUGGAAACCAGGUAGCAGGGGUUGUGACAAAGCUAGGACAAGGGGAAGAACGAACUCCGCGACGAACCCACAACAGCCGGCGGCCGAUGAGUGCAAGGAGGAGGAAAUCAUCGAGGGGCUUCCUGAGCCGUUCAGUAGGGACGAGCUCCUUGACGUCCUGGUCCAGGUCCGCCUCCGAGAUCCCACCCUGCUCUCCCGCCUCGCCACCUCGGCGGCCUCCGACGCCGCGCAUCGCCGCCUCUACAUCCACGGCCUCAGCCCCAGCGGCACCUCCGCCGCGCUAGCCGCCGCCUUCGUCCCCUUUGGGGUCCUCGAUGGGUGCCACGCCGUCGCUGACCGCGCCACCGGCCGCUGCCGCGGCUAUGGCUUCAUCAUCCUCCGCCGAUGCUCAUCCCGCCGCCGCGCCCUCGCGGACUCCUCCAAGCGCGUCGGGGGCCGCCCCAUUGCCUGCCAGUUCGCCUCGGUCGGUCCCGCCGGCCCUUCCCCCGGAGGCACGGGCCGCAAGCUCUUAGUGGACAGGGUGCCCGCCCGCACCUCGAUCGACGAGCUGAGGAGGUUCUUCUCCGAGUUCGGAGAGAUCGAGGCAGGAUCCCUCGUCGCCGACCACGCAACCGGGCAGUUCUGUGGGUACGCAACCUUCCUCUACAAGUCUCCCGAGGGGAUCGCCAAGGGGCUUGAGGAGCCCAGGAAGGUGUUCGACGGGUGCGAGCUCCAUUGCAGGCACGCACAGAGGCAGACCAAGAGGAAGUGUGCCACUGCCGCACCUGAAGACACCGGUUGCCAGAUAAAUGUCACUCGUGCAGCGGCCUUCCAAUUUCCGUUCCGAAGGAGAUACUCUCAACUUCCUCCACGCAGUCACUUCUAGGAUCAAAUUCGCCAGUGGCAAAGGAGAUUAGCUCAGCCAAGGCUCUAAUCUGUCAGAAUGUCACAACAGGGGCUGGCAUCUUGGGUGCAUUUCCUCUGGUCGCCGUUCUGCCCUCUUCACCGGGUUGGAAAACGUCGGAUAAACAUUCCAGAGUAGCCGUUUGCCUUCCGUAGGCCCGUUCACAUUGACAUGCCGGGAUGGUUAGGGGUCAACUAGACAAGGCUUUAACACAAUGUUACCUUGGACAAUAGGUAAACAUUUUGCUAGCCAAGCGACGGAAUAAGGACGCAGUGAAUUUAGCAGACAUCAAUUGCACAUUUGCAUAGAACAGGGUAGAUGGAUGAAGAGACAAGAUUGAGGAAUCCACAGCAAAUUCAGGGUUAAUAUUAUUGUUUGCUGCCAGAAGAGGAAGCAACCUGUAAUUUCUGCUAAUUGAAUUUGCUUCUCCUCGAUGUAAUUACGGUUUACUUUAUGGUCAACAAGUACAAAUUUUCUUA